Molecule: messenger RNA, 498 nt
Organism: Tigriopus californicus
Lineage: Eukaryota; Metazoa; Arthropoda; Copepoda; Harpacticoida; Harpacticidae
Product: sorting nexin-24-like
Exons: 3
Coding region: 1-498 (165 amino acids)
Molecular function (GO): phosphatidylinositol phosphate binding
Source: RefSeq, a predicted model, not a curated record
AUGUUCCUGCGGGUAUUCAUUCCCCGAUACAACUUGGUCGAGUCCAGUAAGGUCGAGACUUCGAGGGGCACACUCGUCCAGCACAAGCCUUAUUACGUGUAUCAAAUCGAGGUCUCGAUUUAUGGGACAUACUCGCGCUUAGACAAGCGAUAUUCGCAAUUCUUGUCCUUGCAUCAAGAGCUUCGGCAUAGUUAUCGUACUCCGGAGUUUCCUCCAAAGAAGCUGCGGAACACCAGCCAUAAAGUCUUGGAACAAAGACGAAGUGGAUUGGAAAACUACAUACAAUAUUUCGUGCGCAUGAACCCUGUACCUCAAGUCCUAUUAAACUUCCUAGACGUUCCUCGCGAAAAACUGACCUCAACGUUGCCGGAUGAGAAGCCAAGCCACCAACAAGUGGCUGGGUUUCUCAAGGACCCAUUCUUGAUCCCUUCUUCUGGGGAUCGAUUGCCGGACAUCGUGUCCGAAGCCACCAUGGAGUUCUUUUACCAAGAGAGCUAG